ACUUUCACACACAGCCACAGGUUUCAUUGACGUUCAGUUUUGAACAAGUAGCGGGGGGUAAACAAUACUACUGAACAGACGCUAUGUCCAUCCUCAGGAGAUUACCAAUAUAGAAAUGUCAUGGCGUCGAAAUCUGACCAGCUUCUCAUUGUUGUUUCUAUUCUUGAAGGUCGUCAGUUUCCCAAGAGACAGCAACAAACUUUAAUUGUACAAGCAAAGUUUGAUGGGGAACAGCUAGAGACAGACCCUGUGGAGCAUAAGGAACAGCCACAGUUUUGUACAGAGCUUGCAUGGGAGCUUGAUCGCAGAACGCUUCACCAGCAUAGACUCCAAAGGACUCCAAUCAAGUUACAGUGCUAUGCAAUUAAUUCCAAUAACUCUGCAAGAGAAUGUGUUGGAUAUAUUGUCUUAGAUCUCAGAUCUGUUCAGGAGGUUAAGCAGCCUCCGAAGUGGUAUUCUUUGCUAAGUAGUAAGUACACAAAACUGAAGCCAUCACUGUUGUUGAGCCUGGUCCUGGAGAAUGACACCAAACAGGCAACUGAUCAAUUUAAGGCAAAGAAAGCACCACCAAGACCAGGGUCUCCAAUAACGACAAAGCUUGAGUCAAUGAAACUAGAGGUGAUUCUAAAUGAAGAUGAAGGAUAUCAUCAAAUUGGACCAGCAGACCAUUGCAAAGAUCUGUUUGUUCUGUCCGUAACUGUAGCCUUUGCAACCAGACUAGAACAGCUAAUCUCCGGUUCAACAAAGCUGGUCAAUGAAGGCUCAGAUUUUUUCUUCUUCUACACACUUCUUGGCAAUGAUGUCACCAGCGAACCCUUCCAAAACCUCAUUAAUCCAAGCUUUGAGCCAGAACGAGCCUCAGUUCGUAUUCGCAGCAAUGAUAAAGUCUUGCGAGUUUUUUUCAGCCAACAGCAGAACCUUCAGAUCCAUCUCUGCUGUGGAGACCAGUCUUUAGGCAGCACUGAGGUCUCUCUUGCUGCCCUUAUGAAGAAUAGUGUGGACCUGGUUAAGCAGGUAGCCACUGUAGAGGGGGCCUUUGUGUUGAAACCACCAAAUCGCAUCCAACAGAACCGACAGCCUGUCCCAGUGGAUUUACAGCCAACAGUUGGGGUGGCAGUAACCUUGAGAAGAGAGGAUGCUGAGCUUUUAGAGUUGCCUAUUAAGGGUGGAGAGAGCCUUAAGACUCCAGUGAAAAAAAGCCCAGCAGUGCAUUUCUUUCCGGAGCCAACUCCAUCUGAGCAAAGACCCUGUAGCCCAUCUCCUGUCCGGUCCCAGAAAUCUCCUUCACCUUCCCCUGAACGUCAGCAUUCAGAAAGUGAAGCUGAGAGCCUGCCUGAUGAUGCAAGGGAAGCUCAGCCAGAACAGUCCGAUUUACCUAUGCCUCCAUCGACUGUGUCUGAAAAUGUGCUACGAGAGAGUGAACUAGAAAAUCCUGGAUCUUCCAUUACCGUUUCUGCUCCAAAGAUUGCCAUUCCAGCCUCAGCACAUCAUUACUGCUUCUCCAUAGACCUGCGCAGCAUCAGAGAUCUUAAUGUGAACUUCCCCGUGAACUGCACACUGAGGUAUGCCUACCAGUUUUUUGGGAGUGCAGCCCCGAUAAUGACGAAUCCUGCAGUGGAGAUUAAGAAGAACACAGAGGUAUUCCUGCCUCAGUCCUACUGUGCCUUUGAUUUUGCUGCACUGCCCAGUCAAUUACAGGAUACAUUUUUAAGGGUUCCGCUGGUGGUGGAAAUGUGGCAUAGAGACCCUGCUGCCAGAGAUGUCCUAAUUGGCAUGGCCAGCAUUCAGCUUUCCAACCUCCUGACUUCUGAAAAGACCCGCUUCCUUGGACAGUCUGGCCAGCACCACUGGAGACAGACUCACUCUCAGAGACUACCUGUUAUCAAAACAACAGGAUCAAAUGAAAAGGUGGCUGAACUUAGCUAUGUGACAGUUCUGGAGGAUAUGGGUUUAGUGAAAGCCCAGGAUGUCCUCUUAUCUGAAUCUUCACAGAGCGCUAAUAAGGUGUACAAUAAGCCAGCAGCUCCAGCUACACCUUACAGUGGGGCUGAGGUAGGGAAUAAGCCUCGGGAGACUCUGGAGUACCAGGCAGCACUGGAGCUUGAGAUGUGGAAGGAGAUGCAAGAAGAUCUAUUUGAAAACCAGCUGAAGCAGAAAGAACUAAGCCAUAUGCAGGCCCUGGCAGAGGAGUGGAGAAAAAGAGAUCGGGAACGAGAGGCACUCAUUAAAAAGAAGGAGAUGGAGUAUAAUCUGUUGGAAGAUCAGCUCCAGAAGACUCUAGCUGAUCUUGAAAAAAGAGAAAAGACCCUUGCUCAUGCAGAGUUGGAGACACAGAGGCUGCAAAGGGAAAUGCGUGUGGAACAUGAGUUCAGCAUGCGUGAGCUGCAGGACACCACCAGGCGUUUACGUGAAGACUGUGCUCACCAGGUGGAGCUGGAGAGGUCAAAGGUCAGGCAGCUUGAGGAGGACCUUGUAAGGCAUCAACAGCAGGUAAUAGAUGCUGAAAAGAAGUACAAACUCCUAGAAAAAGAAUUUCAACAUUAUCGUGACCAGCAGAACACUCGGCCUGAAAUCCAUUUACAGUCUGAGAUUAACCUGCUCCGACUGGAGAAGGCUGAACUGGAGCGAAAAUUAGAAUCAACAACAAAAUCUAAACUGCAUUACAAGCAGCAGUGGGGGCGUGCUUUGAAAGAACUGGCGAGAUUUAAGCAGCCAUACAUCAAAUGCAAAGGAAAGUGAGUAUGUUGUAUUUCACACGAGUAACAGAAAAUGGUAAGCAAGGCUAGCUCAAGACAAAUGUGCUUUUUCUUAGUGCAUUUCCUGCCAGAAGUAAAUUAUAAUUUUCCAGGGUUGAAGAAAACUUCUACAUGGUGAACUGAGAAACGGUAAGGCUGCCUGUAGCUUGUGGUGUUUGCUUUGAAACAUUGAACUCCUUCUCAAGUGAACCCUCUAAAGACUAAUACCAAUGUAAACAGAGGAGACGCAAAGAGCUUAUCAGGCCUUACUAAUAACUGUUAAAGACAGAGUCCAGCUGGAAAGUCUGAGUUGUCUUUUCCCUCUGCCUCUUUUUCUUUUUUCUCUUUAAGUGCCAGAUAUAUGUUAAGAAAACAUUGGUUGAUUUAUAAUGCACAAAGGGGUCUAUAACUUGAUAUGAAAGAGAGCUAUAAAUCAAUUCUGUAUUAUGCUAAGCAUUAGCCUGCAUAGUAACCAAUUCAACACGGAGUUCACUUGUUGAAAGAUCAAUAUAUGAAGUCUCAGUAUUCACGUAUGACAAGACACUUUGGCCCAUGUCUAGAAACUUACUGACUUUUUCAAUAUUGCAAAUAUAGUAUUAUUUGGAGGGCAUAGUGAACACUAUGACAUAUUAUAUUAAAGAUACUUAAUACUUAUUAAAACUAUACCGAUCUUUGUUAUCCUAAAUGCACAUUUAUCACCCACUCAGGGAAUAAAUUCUGUCUUCAACUGCUAACAUGGCAGGCCUUGCCUUAAAAAAAUUACUUUUUUAAAGCAUUUAUUUUGUCAAUUUGAAGAGCUGGGAAAACUUAAGCUAUGAAAUCCCCCAGGUGUUUGUCCUGUUCUUGUCAGCUCAGUCUUCAGCAAAAAACUGCAAUUGAGCUGUAGUCUGGAAGCCUUCUACACUCAAACGAGUCCUCUGUCUGACCCCCUCUGGAGGAAAGCCACAGGUCAUUCAUUGGUCACUCAGUUGCUUUUUUUCCUCCUUUGUCACCCCCAGGUCAAGGCAAGCCAAAAUAUGUUUGUGUACACAAUUUGUCAAGGUCCUAUAAUGCUUAGUUAGGCCAUCCUGCUGCCACACACCUUUUUACUGUCAGUUUAGGCCUCUGGAAAUAUUUAGGAUAGCCAUCAACCACAGGUAGCAAAGGAAACACUUCAGCUCUAGGGACCUUAAGAAAAUCUGCAGGAUAAUUGUUUCAGUGUUUUUCUUUUCCAUUUGCUUGGCUUUAAAUGGUAUGGCCAUGUCUUGGUGGGUUUGUUUUUCUUGCAAUUUAGGUUCUUGCAAAUGUAUUAUUGGCUUCUAAUGCUCCAUGAAAAGACAAAAUUAAAUUAGAUUAUACAUAAACAUUCAGUGAUAAAAUUAAACCAAGUCAUUAAGCCAGCUUUUAUGGAAUAGCUUGUAAAAUUUUCACACAGGCUUUCUUCUGUCAUCAAAUGGUCCAGGAAUAUUGAUGUGUGGUUUCUUAAUGGUAAUGUAGGAUCACUUUUAACCUCAGAUUUCACCAGUUGCCACUUCUGAAGGUCAAAUUCAAUUAAAUGACCAUUUUAAUUGGUAGUGUGCUGUAUUUCUGCAAGGUAAUUAGCUGACAGUGUAAGUUAAUCAUUUAUCAAUUAUAGGGAUAUUGGAAUGUCUCACAAUGUUUUUUAUAAUGUGAUGAUGGAUAUAGAUGGAGAUGGCUAGGCAGACUUUGAGUCCACAAGGGGUAUUUAGCAAUAGAUUCAUUACUAUUUUUCCUUUGUUUUUCCCUACAUGCAUCACCAUCUAAAAUGUGUUGAAUCUCUCUUUCUUGUCCUGGGUUUUUAUUCUUUUCAGAGAGAACAAGAGAAUGCCAUGAUACGGCUGAAGAAGCAGCAGCAAGAACUGGAGCACAUGAGGAUACGGUAUCUGGCAGCUGAGGAGAAGGAAGCUGUCAAGAAUGAGAAACACGAGCUUCAGGACAUCCGCAAUGAGCU
Hemibagrus wyckioides is the source of this 4686-nucleotide messenger RNA. RefSeq names its product centrosomal protein 120 (gene cep120). Gene Ontology annotation, biological process: interkinetic nuclear migration; centrosome cycle; positive regulation of centriole elongation. NCBI's taxonomy places the organism in Eukaryota, Metazoa, Chordata, Actinopteri, Siluriformes, Bagridae. Gene Ontology annotation, cellular component: centriole; centrosome. The coding region runs from base 121 to 2739 and encodes 872 amino acids. The transcript has 19 exons. The record is from RefSeq and is a predicted model, not a curated record.